Messenger RNA from Vicia faba (fava bean), 1083 nucleotides. The record is from the annotation of a GenBank genome assembly. Lineage: Eukaryota; Viridiplantae; Streptophyta; Magnoliopsida; Fabales; Fabaceae.
AUGGCGAACCCAAAGGUCUUCUUCGACAUUUGCAUCGGAGGUGAGUUAGAGGGUAGAAUCGUCAUUGAACUCUUCAACGACGUCGUUCCCAAAACCGCCGAAAAUUUCCGAGCUCUCUGCACCGGCGAAAAAGGAAUCGGUCCCAACACCGGCGUUCCCCUCCAUUUCAAAGGCUCAUCUUUUCAUCGCGUCGUCAAAGGCUUCAUGAUCCAAGGCGGCGACAUAUCCGCCGGCGACGGAACCGGCGGCGAAUCAAUCUACGGUACGUAUUUCGACGACGAGAACUUUGACCUAAAACACGAGCGGAAAGGGAUUUUAUCCAUGGCGAAUACCGGUCCCAACACUAACGGUUCUCAGUUCUUUAUUACCACUACUCGUACUCCUCAUUUGGAUGGAAAACAUGUGGUUUUUGGGAAGGUUGUGAAAGGGAUUGGUGUGGUUCGGUCUGUUGAGCUUGGUGUUACGGGAGAGAAUGAUCGUCCGGAGCAAGAUGUUGUUAUUGUUGAUUGUGGUGAAAUUGCGGAAGGAGAGGAUGAGGGGGUUAUUAACUUUUUUAAAGAUGGGGAUACUUUUGCUGAUUGGCCGGUUGAUCUCGAGACGAAACCGGAGGAGCUUGAGUGGUGGAUGAGUGCUGUUGACUCUAUCAAAAGUUUUGGGAAUGAACAUUAUAAGAAGCAAGAUUAUAAGAUGGCUAUCAAAAAGUAUCGCAAAGCUUUGCGCUAUUUGGACAUGUGUUGGGAGAAGGAUGGUGUAGACGAAGAGAAGAGCAAUGCUUUAAGGAAGACAAAAUCUCAAAUCUUCACCAAUAGUUCAGCCUGUAAACUAAAACUAGGUGACCUUAAUGGAGCUUUACUGGAUUCAGACUUUGCAAUGCAUGAUGGAGAUAAUGCGAAAGCUUUGUUUCGCAAAGGCCAGGUGUAUAUGAUACUCAAUGACCUAGAUGCCGCUCUUGAAAGCUUCAAAAAAGCAUUAGAGUUGGAGCCAAAUGAUGGAGGGAUAAAAAAAGAGUAUGCAAUUGUCAGGAAAAAGGUUGCUGAUAGGCGUGAUCAAGAGAAAAAAGCUUAUUCUAAGAUGUUCAAAUAG